AUGAUCAGCGCCGUUUUCAUCUACAAUGCCAUUGGCGACGUGCUAAUGGUCAAGUUCUACAAGGAUUCGGUCAAGCGAAAUGUCCUGGAUAUUUUCCGGCUCCAGGUCAUCACUCCUUCGACCCGUACGUCUUCUCGCGAAACGGUACUGCCGGUGUUAACCUUGGGCUCUACAUCUUUUCUCUAUGUCCACACGGCCCACCUUUGGUUUGUGGCUGUAACGCGCUCGAACCAGGAUGCUCUGGUGGUGAUGGAAUUCUUGGAGUCGCUUGUCGCGUUGUUUGAACAACUUUUCGCUUCCAACUCGUCGCGUGCAUUGACUGAAGACGACAUCACUGCAAACUUUGCCGACAUUUAUGAGGUUCUUGAUGAGGUGGCAGAUUUCGGAUUCCCAACAAAUACAGAAGCGGCCCAUGUGGCAUCUGUGGUGCCUGGUCUCCGGAUCGGCGCACCCCGCUCGCGCUCCGUGGCUGAUUCCAAUAACCAUGGGAGCUCCAAACCUUCGGAAAAAUCGAUGAACGACCCAGCCUAUGACAUCAGUAAAGUGCCUUGGCGUGAGCAGGGUCUCAAGUACCGCCGAAACGAAAUCCAUUUGAAUGUCGACGAAAAAGUUCAUGUACUCAUCGACGCCCGUGGUCAGGCUCUUCGGCUGUACAUUGACGGCACCAUAACCAUGAAGACCCGGUUGUCUGGAAUGCCCGUGUGCCGUUUUGGGCUUGCUGAUGAACGUGACGACGCAUUGGGCUCUGUCUCUUUGGACGACUUCAAGUUCCACCAAUGUGUUGAUUUGGCCAUGUACGACUCUGAGCAUGUCAUUCGUUUUGUUCCUCCAGAUGGCACUUUCCAGCUCAUGUCAUACCAUUUGGCUCGCCGUGGUAGCUUGCCAUUUUCGUUGAUUCCACGCGUUGACGAGCUUCCGGAUAAGCUUUGUCUCACGUUGCAUAUUCGUUCGAAUUACCCGCCGAAAACAUUGGCAACUGGAGUUCAAAUACGUGUUCCUGUUUUCAAAAAUGUCGGCCGUGUAACUGCGCACGCUUCUGUGGGGAAAGCGCAAUUUGACCCAGAAACCUCUGCCGUCGUCUGGCGACUCAACAAAGUGCAUGGCGAGACUCAUGGCCAGUUGUCUGUCGAAAUGCCAUAUGGAGAAGGCUUUAGUGGAUGGUCUCGACCACCUAUAUCCAUGGAUUUCAAGAUGGAUACAUACAGUGCCAGUCGUCUUGCAGUUCGGUAUUUGAAAGUAGUGGAAAAGGCCAAUUACAGAACUGUCAAAUGGGUCCGCUAUACUACACACGCAGGUUCUUACGAGGUUCGUUUCUAG
Clavispora lusitaniae ATCC 42720 is the source of this 1317-nucleotide messenger RNA. It is a transcript of the gene APM4, whose product is annotated as Apm4p. The record is from RefSeq and is a predicted model, not a curated record. Lineage: Eukaryota; Fungi; Ascomycota; Pichiomycetes; Serinales; Metschnikowiaceae. Gene Ontology annotation, cellular component: AP-2 adaptor complex; cytoplasmic vesicle. Gene Ontology annotation, molecular function: clathrin-cargo adaptor activity. Gene Ontology annotation, biological process: intracellular protein transport; clathrin-dependent endocytosis.